Molecule: messenger RNA, 2191 nt
Organism: Procambarus clarkii (red swamp crayfish)
Lineage: Eukaryota; Metazoa; Arthropoda; Malacostraca; Decapoda; Cambaridae
Biological process (GO): proteolysis
Molecular function (GO): metalloexopeptidase activity
Source: RefSeq, a predicted model, not a curated record
AUUCCUGGGUUUCUUUCACUCGAGUGGAGACACUAGGCUGGUGAGGACGGCGGUUAGUUGUGGCGACAAACUGCUUACCCUUCCGCUAGUACACGCCCCGGGGCGGCUACACCUUGUGCUUGAAUACCAUCUGAAGGACGAGCAAGGCCUUGAAGACUCAAGUGAUAGCAAUUGAGGAAGGACCAAGAUGAAGGUGUUACUGGCGGUGCUGCUGGUGGCGGCAGGAGCUUCCAUAGUGUGCGCCGAGAUGCAGUUCGAUGUGGACAUCGCGUCCCACCUCGAGCACCUCGACACGCAGAGGUUCCCCAAUGAAAGAUUUAGCAACGGGCGGCUUGCCGCACAAAAGUAUAUUAAAGAACGCUUUGUCAACUAUGGAUUCAAAGUUUUCGAGCACAAGUUCAACACCACAAUCAAUCCUGACCCCACUGGCUUAACUUCCAACGAAAAACUCGUUGAAGGAGUGAACAUCAUCGCGAUCGCGGAAGCGGAGAGCAACAAGUCGGGAGCAGUGCUGUUGGUCGGGGCCGACUACGACACCAACGGCUGGGACGACCCCUUGUAUAACAACGGGGCAGGGUUGGCCGCCAUGCUGGAGACCGCGAGGCUCUUCAUGCACAACUCUCGCUGGUCUGGACAAUACGUACAGAAUUUCACCACAAUAUUUGUGGCCUUUGAUCUCAACACCAAGGAGCAUCAGCAUUCCCCGGGCAAGCCAGGAGCACUUCACUUCGUCCACGACUACCUGUGGCCGUACCUCAACGAGUCGGAGGCCAACUUCGGGGGCGCCUUCAUUCUAGACUCCAUCAUGAACGUUAACUUUAACGAGAAUUCCCAAACUGUCGAUGACGAUUUCCAUAAGAUGUUCCCCGAGACAUACAAGCGGAUAGUGGAGAGCGGUUAUAAGGGAAACUUCUUGACGGCGCUGACGGUGUCAGGAACAAAAGCUGACAUGCUCAAAGACCAGUUUUCUGGCAGCUACAAUAAGGAGAGAAAACUUUCAAUGUAUCGGCUAGAGGACAUGGACAUCACCAUGCCUUCUGUAAUACUGAACAAACUCAUCAUAGAACUGACCAAGCAGGACACCAUCCACUUCUGGACCUUCACUAUCGACAAUGCUAUCGACAACACCACCACCCAGCUGCCUCUGCCAGCUAUUCUUAUCACUGACACCCAGGGUCUUCGUAAGAGGCCGCCGCUCCCCGACAGCUGCCAGAAAGGCUGCCCGAUCAAUCUACUCCUCACACAGGACACAGUAGACUUCAUGGACGCCACAGUCAAGAGUCUCACACGCACCCUGAUUCGCCGUCAGGCAUCCCCAGUUACUGAUUCUGGAACGAGUAGGGGUAUCCUGCCUUCCCUUCUUGUGACAGCCCUGCUCUUCGCUCUGGCCCGCAUAUAUGAGGUGUAACUGACUACUGUACACUCAACUACGUAACUAGUUCACUGAAUCUGUUAUAUUAGAAGACAUCGUAACAAGUUAUCAAAAAUUUCCUUGUCCAUAUUAGCAAUUUCUGCGGCAUCUCGAAUGAAUCAAUAUCUGUCCAGUGUGUUAUAAAACUAGCUACGUAAUCCUGUGUGAUGGGGAUUUUUAGCAUCACGUAGCUAGUUUUUGGACACGCUGUACUCCUGUUUAUAUAGUCUAGAGCAGCUGCACAAAUGCAGAUGUACCUAAAUGUGUUAAAAAAAAAAGGUAUCAUUAAAUGGGUGUUCAAAUCUACAAUUAAGACCUAUUGUCUUAUGUAUGAGCCUCUGUCCUGUGUGGCAGUGAAUAUAAGCAGCAUUCUUACUGCAAUAAGACCUAAUCGAAUUACUCCGAAUAGGUAAAAGUGUAUGAUAAUUUUGUAAAUAAAUAUAGUAAUAAUAACUAUAGACUCUAGACUCACGUGGCCAGUUCAGAAAUGCCAUAGAGAUAAAUGUAGCAUCACUAAGACUCAUGAAGCCUCAUUAACUCAGGCACCCUCAUCAAAACUCACUACUCAAGCCCCCAAUGUUGUUUUUUUUACCGAGGCUUCUGAUAUGCAUUUACUAAAACAAUAACGAAUUAUUGCUCCGACUCGUUUAGAACUAUGUUACCAAGAUCUUCGCAACUUUAAUGGUGCUUUUUUUCAACCAUCUUUUUUGUUCUUACUAAAUAGUAUUUGAUUUCACCAUGUGUUAAUGAUGUCACUUGUUUGGUAUUUUGGUGUUGAAU